UUUUAAAUAUAUGCAAAAGCUUAUUAUUAUACAGAUGAAUGUACGCAACAAUAUAUCAAGAUUUGCGGUGUUUAUUUUACCGAAAAUAAUCUGGGACGAAGUUUGAGUACGAAAAAUGGCUGCACCGGGUGGAUUUGAAGACGAUGAUGACUUCGAUGAAGAAGGAUUUUGUUUGGGAAGUGAAUUCGACGCCAUUCGCAAGCCAAAGGCAUUCGAUCCUGUUGUGCACUCCUCUACUGCACCUCGUGGAGGGUUUGGCCAUGUGAAACCAAAAGCCAAGGAACCAGAGAAGAAAUUCCGCAGGGUUACAGAUCUAAAGGAAGAAGCAGACACCAUACCCCUGACGGUCGGGGACUUUCAGAUGGCUAUUGUAAGAGGACAUACAGAUAAAGUUAAGCAGUACAUAAACCAAGGCUUUGAGGUGGAUUCGGUUUUGAAGAGCGGUUGGACUGGUCUCAUGUACGCGGCCAGCAAUGCUAACAUGGAUAUAACAUCUUUACUACUGGAGAAUGGAGCAGAUGCAAACGUUCACAAAGACAUGUACACUGUGCUAAUGGCUGCCUGUGGGGCGUCCGGCUACACGGAGGAGGAUGUUUUGGGCGUGGUGAACUUGUUGCUAGGCAAGGGAGCAAAUGUUAAUGCGUAUGAUAGAUACCACACAUCGCCUGUAAUGUACGCAGCGAGGGAGGGCCGGGCACAGGUAAUAGAAUGUCUCGCUAAGGCUGGUGCAAAUAUCAACAAACAGGACAACAGAGGUCUUACUAGUCUUACAUGGGCCGUGACCCGGCACCAAAGUGCCGCGGUACGGAUGUUGGUACAACUUGGAGCAGACCCUCAGAAAAAACACAGCGAUGGACAGACCGUGCUAGACCUUGCAGAAACUAAUGAGGAUACGGAAAUGCUGGAGAUACUAGAAGGAAAGAAGCACACAUCUCCACACAAAGACCUUACCCUUGACCUCUCCGUAAACACUGAGAUAAAUAAACAACCCAGGCUUGUGAAAAGUGACAGCGUUGGUACAACGUACGGAGAACUUGAGUUGUUUCUAUGUGGCCUUGACCUAAGCCAGCUAGUGGACGUGGUGAGAGCACACCAUAUUGACUUCAACACUCUACUCACCAUGACAGAGGAAGACUUAAUAAAGAUUGGUGUAAGUCAGCUUGGAAUUCGUAAGAAGAUACUGGACGGAAUACACAGCGUUCACAAGAAGGAUUGGGACAAUGCCAGUCUACCAACAAUGCACUACAACAAACAAGUCAGCUGUGGGGAAGCCCUAGCAAUGGUAGCCAACAUCUCGAAACACAUCAAGUAUAUCUGCACCACCAUGGCUUACCUCCAGAACCAGCUGAGCAGGAGCCCGGCAAUACUGGAGCAGCUCCAGGAUGGCACCGGUCCAAAGCAGCUUCAUAAGCACACAGUUGACACAAUACACAACCUGACGUCACUACAGACACAACUAGGAACUCUAAAGUUACAACUAGAACAGAUGCUAGAAAAAGGCAACUAUGAUCCACCAGACCUGAUUCACGCUCCCCCACCCACCUCCAACAGCAGACGUCGGCUUGUUCCCAUGGUGAUUCUGUCUGGUGCCCUGCUUGUAACUCUGGUCUGGAAUAAGGAUGCUAUAUCACAGUGGAUAGGAAGGGAACCAUCUUAGUGAAGACUGAUUCUGAUUGGCCUAAUUUUGGGUAGUAAAGUGUUAUAGUUUUAGACAGUGUGCAUUGUGCAAUCUGAUUGACAAAUAUUUUGCAGCCAAGUUAGAAGCAUAUAAAUGCUUCAUUGUGAUUGACAAAAUCACUGUUGGUUCUAAUCUGCCAAAACAUGGUCGACACUGUAACGUGAUUAACCAAAGAAAAGAACAGUGUUUGAAUUUGUAAUCUGAUUUGCUACACAGUCUAGAUUGGCCCCAGAAGGCCUCUAACUGUAGGAUGGUGUGGUAAUGACAGCUGUGCAUCCAAUCUCAGGAACAGGUCUUAGCUUGCUUCUUUGAGUGUCUGUUUUUCGAAGGAUUGUCACAUACUUGAUGUCAGAGCAGUUGAUGUAGUUGUUUUGCCGGUUGGAAAGAAAAUGAAAGUGGUAAACUCCUGAGAUAUAAACAUGAACACAUUCAUAAUGUCAAUGGCACUACACACGGGUACAGAAAUUGCCAUCACUGUAAACUAGAACUAUGUUGUUAUGCCCCUUGAAGGAAUUUACUGUGGAAAGGAGGAUAACUGGCUUUUUGUUUUCAACCUUUCUUUUUUAAGAGUUACUUCCCUUACUGUAUUGGUUUUAAACAAUUCUUAAAUUUACUCCUUCAGUUUUGUUUAAGCACUUAUUUGUGAAAAAAGUUUUGACAAAUUCAAUGUUUUUCAAAUGUUAGUUUUGAUUGUUUUCAAGUAUUUGUUUUCCAAACAUGAGGCUAGUAGAUAAGUGUUAAAACCAGUUAUUUAUGUCCCUGAACAUCAUAUUUGAAGAAAACUAUAAACUACUGUGCAGCCUCUAAAUACUUAUUUUUAGAAACCAGCAACCCUUUUUCAAGCUGGUCUGGGGGGGGGGUUAUAAAGAAAAGAAAAUGUUAAUGGUUCUUAAUAACAUGGAUAAAGCUGAUUUUAAAACUGCCCAUAAUGAUGUUGACUCCAGAGUACGAUAUGCAGCUUGCUUAUAAAUCAUUUCACAAGUUGCAAUAUUGACUUACUAUAUGGGCUCACUUGCUUUGAAAUCAAGUUAUGUCCCCUAGUGUGAAGCAGAUUUAUUUUAACAAUUGUUGUUGAAAAAUGAAAUAACUUGAAUAAAGUUUUAAGAAAUAUAA
Mya arenaria is the source of this 2791-nucleotide messenger RNA. RefSeq names its product ankyrin repeat, SAM and basic leucine zipper domain-containing protein 1-like. The record is from RefSeq and is a predicted model, not a curated record. Gene Ontology annotation, molecular function: protein binding. Gene Ontology annotation, biological process: piRNA processing. Lineage: Eukaryota; Metazoa; Mollusca; Bivalvia; Myida; Myidae. Gene Ontology annotation, cellular component: pi-body. The transcript has 12 exons. The coding region runs from base 116 to 1657 and encodes 513 amino acids.